Messenger RNA from Sesamum indicum (sesame), 682 nucleotides. RefSeq lists its product as uncharacterized. Lineage: Eukaryota; Viridiplantae; Streptophyta; Magnoliopsida; Lamiales; Pedaliaceae. The record is from RefSeq and is a predicted model, not a curated record.
UAUUACACAAAGAAAUUCCCUAAUAAUUCGACAAGAAAUGGAAAGCCGAAGUCGUCCCCACAACGAGGCAGAACAAGCUAUGAGUCAGGGUCAGAUGAGGAGGGAUGAAGAAAUGAACCAACAAUCAGACAUGCAGAACCAAGGUCAUGCCACCAACUUCCUUCAAGAGACUGGAACACAAGCGAAGAACAUCGCACAAGGCGCGGUGAAUAUAGUGUGGGGAGCUGCAGUAGGCGCCGCUAACAUGGCCCAAGGGGCGGCUCAAGGGGCUGCUACCAUGGCCCAAGGGGCGGCUCAAGGGGCUACUACCAUGGCCCAAGGGGCAACCGAUACGGUCAAGAAUACUCUAGGGAUGAAUUCUUCCGACACCACCACCAGCAGCACGGGUGGUUCCACCGUGGAUUAUUCUGACGGCAACACCAACACGGGAGGCUCCACCGUGAAUCAUCCUGAUAGAACCGCCGACAUGGGAGGCUCAGCCUACCCCAACGCCACAAAUUAUACAAGCAACCCUCAUAAUACUAGGACUUGAAAUACUUCAAUAUUCUAUACAUAUUUUUCUCGUGCAAUUUAUCCCCUUUACAGUCAUUUGUGCAUUGUCCUAAUUAAAUUGGACUGACCCUGUUAAAAUGGCCAUUUAUUUAAUAAUUUCUAAGUAAUGAUAUCCGGUUUUUCAUUCAAA